AUGAACCCAGAAAGUUUUGAGUUAGCCUCAACCUUAUGCACAGAGCUGAGAGAACAGGUACAGCAGUUCCUGUUGUUGUUGUUGCUGGUUUUGUCCUCAGCCAGUCUGAAUGAAGCCAUGAAGAACCACUCAGAAGGAAAUGUCCCGCCUCUGACCCCAGAUCUGAAGGAUGGAUUUGCUGUUAUAUCUAACGAAACAAUCGCAACAGCCCAUCGUAUUCUGCCUCCUGCUGAAUCCAGAAACAAAAGACAUGCUAACGUGUACAGGCCUGCACUGAAAUGGCAUAAAUGGAAUGGUCAUCUGCCAGAUGGAGCUGUUUCAAUUUACAAUGAUUACACCAAGCGCAUCGACUACGUCUGCACAUAUGCUUGUCAGUCUGGUUUUUACACCUCCAGCAAGGGUCCUUACUGUCACUACCCUUUUGCUGGUGAGGAGCGUACUGCUUCCUCAUUUGAGAUUCUUGUGAAUGAAAAUGGUUUUGAGAAGCUGGAGUGGAAGGAGGGUUCCCAUGGUUCUGUGCCAGCACAUUCACUCUAUACUUGCAGCUCCACUGAAUCACUAUUUGUAGGCAAGAACAAGUAUGGUCUGGGAAAAGUGCAUCCAAGUCACGACUGCUUUUAUCUUCCCUGGGAGGGUAAAGAAUAUUGGUACAUGUGGACUUAUGAGGUCUUGACCAUCAACAUGGAUGCUUCAGAUGAAGUUAUCUCUGAUGUCAAGUAUAACACUAUUGAGGCUAGAAAGUUCAAGAAUCCUCCAGAGGUCUUGAAAACGUCAACCACCAGUAAUGCUAACUGCCAGUCAGUGUCAAAAACAAUUGUUCUUAGCGCAAAAACGAGUGACACAAGUAUGUGGGACGUCAACUUUGACCACUUGUUAAAUGCAAAGCAGCUGCUGUUGUUGCUGCUGGUUCUGUCCUCAGCCAGUCUGCAUGAAGCUGUGAAGAACCACGCACUGAAAGAAAAGGUCCCACCUCUGACCCCAGAUCUGAAGGAUGAAUUUGCUGAUACCAUAUCUAACGUAACAAUCUCAACAGUCCAUCGUAUUCUGCCUUCUGCUGAAUCCAGAAACAAAAGACAGGUUAACCCGUACGCCUCUGUGUUCGACCCAAACAGCAAACUGAGAUGGGAGGAGUGGAAUGGUCGUCUGCCAAAUGGAGCUGUUUCAAUUUACAAUGAUUACACUGAACGCAUCGACUAUGUCUGUAAAUAUGACUGCCAUUCUGGCUUUUACACCUCCAGUAAAGGUCCAUACUGUCUCUACACUGAUGCUGGUAAGGAGCGUACUGCUUCCUCAUUUUACAUCCUUGUGAAUGAAGAUGGUUUUGAGAAGCUGGAGUGGAAGCAGGGUUCCUAUGGUUCUGUGCCAGAACAUUCAGUCAGUAGUUGCUCCACUAACACAAUGUAUGUAGGCAAGAACAAGUAUGGUCUGGGGACAGUGUAUCCAAAAGACAAAUCCUUUUAUCUUCCUUGGGAAGGUUUAGAAUAUUCGUACCAGAAAACGUAUGAGGCUCUGACCACCAACAUGUAUGUUAGACAUGAAUUUGUCACUGAUGUCAAGUAUAAUAUUGAUCAGGCUGAAAUUCUCAAGAAUCCUCCAAAGGUCUUGAAAAAGUCAACCAUCAGUAAUGCUAACUGCCAACCAGUGACAAAAACAACUAGUCUUACCACAAAAACCAGUGAAACGAUCCCUCCUCUGACCCCAGACGUGAAGGAUGGAGUUGCUGAUAGAAUAUCUAAAGUAACAAUCUCAACAGUCCGUCUUGUUUUGCCUCAUGCUGAAUCAGGACAUGAAAGGCAGGUUAGCUCGUACGCCUCUGUGUUCGACCCAAACAGCAAACUGACUUGGAAGACAUGGAAUAAUGAGCUGCCAAAUGGAGUUGUUUCGAUUUACAAUGAUUACACCAAGCGCACCGACUAUGUCUGUAAAUACGGCUGCCAUUCUGGUUUUUACAGCCCCGAGAAGGGUCCUAACUGCCACUACUCUGCUGCUGACAAAGAGUUACUUGCUAGCUCAUUUGAGAUCCUUGUGAAUGAAGAUAAUUUUGAGAUGCUGGAGUGGAAGGGGGGUUCUUAUGGUUCUGUGCCAGAAAAUGCAGUCAGUAGUUGCUUCGAUAACAGUGUGUAUGUAGGCAAGAACAAGUAUGGUCUGGGGAAAGUGUCUCCACAAAACAAAUGCUUUUUUCUUCCCUAUGAGGGUAAAGAAUAUUGGUACAAGCAUUAUGAGGUUCUGACCACCAGCAUGGAUGUUAUAAGUGAAGAUAUCUCUGAUGUCGAGUAUAACACUGAUCACAUUGAAAAGAUCAAGAAUCCUCCAAAUGUCAUGAAAACAUUAACCUUCAAAAAUGCUGACUGCCAACCAGGGACACAAACAACUACUUUUGCAACAAAAAAUGGUGACACAAAAACGUGGAAUUUCAACUUUUCCCUAAUGCUUGGAGCAAAGGGAACAUUUAAAACAGGAAUUCCUGUUUUUGGAGAAGGUACUGUUGAAGUGUCCUCAUCUGUAACACUUCAGUACUCACAAAGUAGUUCUGUAACAGUAGAGGACACACACACUGUGUCUUUCACUCACGUUGUCCCACCAAAGAGCACAUGUAUUGUUAAACUAGUUGGUCUUACGUACAACGCAAAAGUCCCUUUUACCGCCCGCCUCACCCGCACCUACCGAAGCAAGAAGACCAGCUGGACAACCAUCACUGGAACAUUUAGUGGGGUCCAGCUUGGAGAGCUUGUUCUUGAAGAAGAGCCCUGUGAACCAUUACCUAACACCAAACCUUGUGCCUGA
This is a messenger RNA of Austrofundulus limnaeus, 2784 nucleotides long. Lineage: Eukaryota; Metazoa; Chordata; Actinopteri; Cyprinodontiformes; Rivulidae. The record is from RefSeq and is a predicted model, not a curated record.